UCUAGUGGAUCUCAGUUAAGUAAGUUAUGGACCUACCAAAUUCUUCCCCUGAGGUAAUUUGUACUGCGAAUACAAUUUACCUUUAAUUUAGACUACAACUUAUCGCUUGUUGAACAUCGCACUUGUUUAGGUCAGUUUGUGGCCUUGAAAUAUUUCAAAACUAUGGAAUCCCAAGAUGAUAAUAAUACACAAGAUCCAAAAAGCACUGAUACUAGGGCUUAUUUAGAUAAAACUGUGGUUCCAGUUCUUCUAAAAGGUCUGAAUAUGAUAGCCAAAGAAAGACCGCCUAAUCCUAUCGAAGCUUUGGCAACAUUUCUGAUGCAACAUAAAGAAGAAACAGAAAACGAAUAGUGUAAAGAAAAAAACUUAAAUGGUGCUCGAGAUAAAUCACUAUUUUUUGAAAUUGAAAGUGCCGAAAACGUUUCUGAAUUCUGGUGUUUAAAUCUACAAAAUGUAUAUGUUGAUGUUCAAGUUGUCAUAUUAUUAGCCUUCUAAUUUUCUUGGUAAUUUAUGUUCUCAUUGUUUUUGGAGAUCUCAGUUGAUCCGACUUUCUUAUGAGAGUGUCGACAGAUGUAACUCCACGUAUUGAAGUAACGAGUCCUAUCCGUUGAUGAUUUGAUGGGAAAGUCACUCGUUAGCUGACAAUGUUCUCGUGAAUUUUCUGUUUUUGGGGAUAAGAAGAGUGAGGGCAUAUCAGAUGCAAACUUAUCAUUAAGUAAUUUAUAAGUUGUGAUCAAGUCACCUCUGGUUCUUCAAUAUGACAAGGUAAAUAAGUUUAGUCUGGUCAGUUUGUCAUCAUUCGGGAGCUUUGCGACUCUAGGAACCAACCAGUUUCUUGAACCUUUUCUGACAUCUCACCGUCGUUUUUGUCAGGGUCUAGCCGCUUAAUACAUCACUCUAGUUUAGGAUGAACGAAUACUGUAUAAAAAUUCAAGAAGGUUUUAGCAUCGACAUUGCUAAAGACUAUGUAUCGGUCAUACGGUUCUGAAACCUUUAGCGGCUACCACAUGGCAGCGUGUGGCAGUUUCUAUGCCUUGGCUAACGACGAUUUCUAGGUUGUCUGGACAACAGGUAGCUUCACGUUAUUUACCGUGUAUGUAUCUGUACCUUAGUGACCAAUGCACAUCAUAAUGCACUUAGAAGCAUUUAUCGGCAACUGCCAGAUUCUUGACCAUUCAGAUCAUUUCUCCAGGUUAUUCUGAAGCCCUAAACUAUCUCCAUUUUAUCGCUCACCAUAUAUUGACGUCGUGAGAGUAUUACAAAACCGAUAACGGUGGGAGACUAGGAAGAUCAUUU
Molecule: messenger RNA, 1296 nt
Organism: Schistosoma rodhaini
Lineage: Eukaryota; Metazoa; Platyhelminthes; Trematoda; Strigeidida; Schistosomatidae
Source: the annotation of a GenBank genome assembly